CGAAAAUCCUCUCUCACUCGUUGGGAAUGUAUCCGUAUGCUACCUCGAUUGUCUACACCAUUUACUUCCCGGGCCGCAUGGGGUUGCUCACGGCCGACACUGGGUCCCAGGGUGAGCCGUCGACGGCACGUUACGCACGGCAACGUCACCGGAUCUGAGCCGGCACCGCACGCCCUGGCGACCGCCUUUGCCAUUGGCGGUACGGCGGGCGUACUGGGAUCGUUGGCCGGAAUGGGUGGCGGGUUCGUCAUGAUACCGUUAAUGACGAGUCGUGCGUUACGACUCACACAGCACCAGGCACACGGGACGUCGCUGUUCGCCGUGAGCGCCACGGGCGUGGCCGGGGCCUGGUCCUACGUCCACGAGGUGCAGUGGGAGAGUGCGGCGGCGAUUGCCUUGUGCGGCAUGGUGACGGCCCGGAUGGGUGCGCACGUGACGACCCGUACGAGUGCUACCACCUUGCGUAAGGCCCUGGGAGUGCUCAUGUUACUCAUGGCCCCCGCCGUGCCGGCGAAGGCGUAUCUGACGCAACGAGCCGAAGCGACGGAGGCGUCUCGGGCGGAAGCCGAGACGAUGCCGUCCGAGCCGCUGUCGCGUUUCCUUCCUCCCGCCGCCAUUGGACUGGGCUCCGGGUUUUUGGCUGGUUUGUUUGGAGUUGGCGGGGGAACUAUUGUCGUGCCAGCCUUGACAUUGGCGACUGAUUGUACCCACUACCAAGCAUUAGCAACCUCCUUGGCCGCAAUGACGUUGCCCGCAUUGUCGGGAACGUACACCCACUAUCGUGCCGGGAACGUGGCCGUACGGAUUGCCCCGGCCUUGGCACUGGGGUCGUUUGUGGGCGCCUAUACGGGUGGCAAGUUGGGUCUCCAAUUGGACGAGACAACGUUGCGGUGGGGCUUUUCUGGACUUUUGACAAUCUUGGGGACGGAACAAGCAGUUGGCUACGGUACGACACCGCAGCUACUCCACGGAUGCAUAGCAUACGCUACGGAAAGGUGCGAUACGGCAACGACUGGGGAUACGGAAAAAACGUUUGUUUUAGUAGUGUGCGUGUGCAUAGUUUACAAGGCAAGCCAUUGUCGCCAACAUCAAGACUUGCUUCGGACCGUGACGGCUCUGUGGCAGACUCCUUCCACCAAUGAGGCAGGCGACGGUAGCAGCGGCUCUAGUGUUUCAUUGAUUGCUCGCGGUGGGCGAUUUGUCUUUUCGACUGCUCGGGAUCGUUGCGUUGGCGACAUUGUCUUGGCCCGAGAUCGACUCGACUUCUUCAACAAUGCGGAGUGCUUCCCCGAGAUACUCUACACCGCCGUUGGAUCGGUCGGCCAACACAACGUUGUGACUGUGAGCGGUACACCACUUUGCGCGCGCUCGGAGUGCCCCGUGGGGUACGGACCCGUAUUGCUUGUAGGGUCAGAGUCUUUCGGUGCACCGGCACCACGGUGGGGAGGAGGGAAUACCAUGGUGUUUUUCCAAAGGAACGACUUGGUACUGGAAUACGUCCAAGGAGACUCGUGCGAUUAUCCGAUCGGCGUGGGAUCGAAAUGUCUACUUUGCGGGUUCCUAUCGGAAGCGUGUCACAAAGCCUGCCAGGCGGGCUUCUUUGGUUUCCGGCCCACGCCAUCCUGUUUCGAUGAUAGCACAUCCAACCGAAGUUACAGUGACAAUAUUCCGUUCCUACCGAUUGUGUCCGUACGUCGCCAGUUUGUGGAUUGGGUUUUGCGGGAGAAGGCUCUGCCAACGAGACCGAGGAACGACCGAAUCCAAACUGAGAAUCGGACCGGAUCCGGCGUACCAUACCCCGAGGCCGUUUCGUCGGUGCCGGACCGCUUUCGGACCCUGCGUCACCAUUGCGACUCUACCAGACUCAUGAGACAAGUGACGGAGCCGGAGGCUUCGCUGGGGGCGGCUGCCUUUGCGGCGAUCCUCCAAGGGGACGAUCCCCGGGCGACGUUGCGGGUGCUCCGACGCUUCCGACGCCAAGUCCGACGCGAACGACGUCUCGCGGGAUUUUCGAAUGCUACCAAUGAUCACCAUUUGCCCAAACGGGAACCAGACGAUGAUGGGGAGGAUGACGCCAGUCUCGAUAUCGACGACGACGACGAUGAAUCCGAAAUGGACGCCAACGAAUCAGAACGACCUUCCAAACGUUGGCGUCCGGACGAAGCGUGGAAGGAUGAUACGGCCGACUACAACGUACCUUUUGUGGGAACGUCCGUUGCAACCACGGGAUCGGGCGACAUUGCCGCCAGGGUGGUUGCGGGACAAUGGCCGACGGGACUGUUGAAAGCCUAUCUCGACAAGAGUCCCUUGGCGGUGGAGCUGACGAGUGACACACUCAUUCCAUCGUCGUCGGAAUCGACGGGUCACCUACACAAAGCAUUGCUCAAAAAUAAGCAGACGAAACUCUCGCAGUCAAUUUACAAAGCCUAUCUCGGCGCUCUCUCGGAACUGAUUACUGCAGCCAUUCCUAUGGAUAGACUGGCACGACGCCGAGUGGGAGAGAAAGAAUACGCUCCAUUUCAAACCCAGUCCAAGCCUCACGAAGACUCGCCCUUUCGCUUUGUACCGGAAAUUGUCAAAAAGCGACUGCCGGGAUUACUCACGCUAUUGAGAGAGGAAACGGGCCACGGCAAAGGAAAACCGACUAUAGCGGGUGGUUGUGGUCCUUUGGCGAGUCUCGUUUUCGACAUUCUCUCGAACUUGUCCAUGACCUCCGUACCCACUAGUCGGCACAUUGUACGACUCGUUGAAUCGACCUUACCCGAUGGAGUCUUGCGCUUGGUCCUACGCCCACAAAACACCAGACGUAGCACCGCGGUUGUCCCAGGACACGACGAGGAUUCGGAGAGGGGCCCCACGCCGAUGCGGACUCCGCGGGAGUUGGCGCGACUGGCAGCGAUACAAUGGGCGGUGGUCUUGCUGGAACUAGACGAUAACGUCGUCUUGUCCUGUAUCAGUACGCCUGGCUCCAAGGAGCGCAAGCUUCGACCCGGGGUGCUGUACUUGGCGUUGAAAGAGGGGCUAGCGGACUCUUUCACCAUCGAUGCGCCCCGAGUGCGAGGCAUCGAGUACGAUAAAUACGUCCGCACCGUAGGCCGACUUUUGGGUACGCUGCGUCGGCUUUUAAAAAAUCAAGAUACGCGGUCAUCCAAACGAAAUUUGGUCGAAGCCAUGUCCACCGAUGCGUUUCAGAACAUUUGCCAGAUUGCCGGGCACGCACCUUCACUCACCGCGGAUGUGCCCUACGAAAAAGUCCUGACAGGUUUGGAUUUCUAUGGACACGACGGGAACUUUACAGACACGUGUAUUCAGGCGCGACGGCUUGUCUUUCUGGCGCUCGCCGACGUCGAAGCGUCGCCCUAUCUCCGAUCUAUACACCGUUCGGGUAAGACCUCUGUUGCGGACGAACGUACCGUUGUGCGAUGCAUGGUGCAACUAAUGGAGAACAGUUGGAAUAUACAAUUGCAGAGGUUUGUAAUUUACUGUUUGUCGCAGACGCCCCAUCUGACGUUGGCUCUGUUUCGAGCUCUCCCAAUACCUGAUUCGAAGAAGAGGCUUGCCUUUCUUUCCACAUUGACCUUUGUAAGAGCAGUAUUCAAGGAUGGUCCGUCAGCAACGCUUUGCUUCCGUUUUGGCAGCAACGUAGGCUGCACGAUCAACGAGGCUCUCGAACUUGUAAUUCCGAGAGGUUUGCAAAAAGCCAUCCUCGCGAAGGCUGUGCAUAGCCCAAGUCCCUUUUUCGUUGCAGAGACUUUGAAGUUUGUCGUUGUCGCUUUGCAUAGAGUCAACGAGGUAUUGCUGGCAGCAGACAUUCAAAAGGAUCCAUCGACAACACCUCAAGACAUCGCAUGGCUUCCCGACUUUUCCCUUUUUCUUUCGUUGCUAUCUCGGUACUCACAAUCAAACGUUGCAAGCCACCAACUUGUAUUGUCUCGUCUGUAUUCUGUGAUACUUUUGGGAUCAUAUUUUAAUACAGUACAACAGCAGGGCUUUGAUCUCUCAAAAUGUUUCCCGUCGGACCCAGAUUUCUUUUGUCGAUUCCCCAUAUCUUUUCAGUUAAAAGCUCUAUUUUUCGUUUCAAAAGCGCUGAACCUGUUUAAGGUAACCCAACCAGGAUACGUUUCGCUGCUACGAAAUUCACUGUUGGUCAUGCUUAGAACUCGGAACCACCGCGUUCUUUUUGAGGCCAGAAAAGUUGCACUGCAACUGUUAGUCAGUCCGAAGGGGUUGCAGACAACAUCGAAAGCAUGGGAAUACGAGGCUUCAUGCUGGGUUGAUGGUCUAACGACAGAUUGCGUUCCUGAAUUCUUAAAGAUCGUGUCUGGCACUUCGCUAGAUUCUUAUGGAGACGCGAUUGCGAUCGAACGGGCCAUCAGAGCAGUAGGAUUGCAAAGAGUGAAGUCCACAUGGAAGCCAACGCUUCUUAUAUCGGCUAUUCGACAAGCUGAGCAAAGUUCGAUACAUUUUGCAAUAUUGACAUGGCAAGUUUCCGGCAAAUGCUUGCUAGCUUUUAGGAAUCCUCUGCCUUUAGCUGCUGUACUGGCUUGUGAAACCAAGCAAAGUGAUUCAAGCUGUCCAUUCUCUUCGGUUCGUUCGUGUUCUCAGGCUUUUAUAGAUUCGGCGCUCCGUUUUGACGCAAAGCUCCAUGUUUCCUUAAGCGAAUUGCUCAGGCCUCUCUUCUCGUCCAAAUCUUAUUUUUGGGCUUUUGUCUUUUCGUCAGAUGCUGCAAAAGCUCACGGGCCGAGCUCACUAGAGCUAGUUGGAGAUACCAUGACGGUUCAGAAAGAUGUUUACUAUUUCACAAAGCAGUUCUUACGGGUUUUAGCGUUCAGGCAGAAGCCAUUCGAUGACAAAAGGCAUCUUGAUUCUUUAUGUGCAGCCACACCCAUUCUGCUUUCGGCAACUAAUCUCUCCGCUGAAGAAGGCGAGAAUAUUCUAUGCGCCUUGUCAACAGACUUUCCCGAAAAGUCGAAAGCUUUCGCCUAUGAGUUCAUCUCCACUGGAAAGCUAAGGGAUUCUGAUGGAGGACAUCUGUGUACGAUGCUUACGAAUGACGCCUGCGGGAUCCAUAAAGAGACAAAUAAACUCGCAAUCGCUUGCGCACUUACAAUCCAGGGCUCGUUUCUCCCUGAGAUGGCCUUUGCUGCGGACCUAAAGGCUGUGAUCAAAGAUUUGGAUACUCGGGAUAGUGCGGAGAUGAUAGCUUUUGGUUGGUGCAUUCAGUUGAUGAUUCCAGCUCUGAAAGCCACUCGCUUCGAUAAUUCCGCCAUCAUAGAAGACCUUUGGUCGAUAUGGUAUUCUUUGACGAGUGACAGUGAACGGCAUAGAGUUGCUCCUGUCGCGUUGGUCGAGAAUUGUUUUUUUGAAAUAUUUUCGAAACGAUCAACGAAUAUGUGUAUGACUUUGACGCAAAUUAUCCUUUCUGUGGAGCCAACGGUAUUUCUUCAUAGGUGUUUGUUGGGGUACAAGAACAGAAGAAAUCAACAGCACUAUCCUGGUUUGAUGUUGCACUCUGUCCUGUCUUUUGAGUUCGCACGAUUUGCACCAAUAGUAAUACAGCUCUUGACAGAGAACGAAUCAGAAAGUGUCCGAGAUCUGUUUGAAGACGGUUCUCUGGAUGAUAUUCUUCAGCUAUUACUACAAUAUAUUGGCUGUUUUGAUUCAAGUGAAUAUAUCUUCCAUGAUCUCGUGGCGAAAAUCAUGAAAAGACUAGUGUACUUAAUCCGCUCUGAGAUAAGUGAGCCUUCGGAGCUCCUCCUUUCGACGGCGGCACUUGUUAUUUUGAUGGACAAAUCUAAACUUUUGGUACAUCAUCCUACCAAAUGCGAUGAAGCCAUUAGUGCCAUGUGCACCAUGAUCGGUAGGGCGAGUGAUGUCUGGUUUUCUUGCCAUCUAAAAUUUAUGGAUUUGGGAAUUUGCCUUUUGAGCAGCGCAGACGGUAAAGCUGAAGAUGACUCGCGCAUUCUGGCAUCGUGGCUUCUACUUCGUCUGUGUAAGCUCACUCAACAAGGGCUCAGGGAAUCAAAAACGCAGGAUUCCUUUUUUGGGCCUCGAGAUCUACCUUUGAUUCUAUUGCAUAGGCUGGUACAACUCAAUCAAGAAUACUGUUCCUCGUUUUUUGAAGAAGACAGACAAUGCUUGACUGGUGGAUUUCUUCGCGCGUGUAUCAAGCAUGGAAUGUGUUCAUCUCCUGUUCCCGUGACGCCAAGUAGCCUCAUAUGCUUGAGCGUUCUUCGUCUUUUCACAGAACCUACUGCGCAGGAAUCUCCUCUAUGCUUUCUGGGCACGUCGAAUGAUCCUCCGACGGAAGCUUUUGUCUUUGAUAUGAUUAUAUCGCACUCCAACUUCGCUAACAUUCUGGGAGAAGAGACACAUCACGAUUCUAGGAAAUUGGAAGUACUUAGACUACUUCAUGCAUGCUUAUCUGCUGGUAUCCACAUCAAGUUUCAGUUAAGCCUUUGGAAAUCUUUGGGCUCAGAAUUCAAUGCGAGCUUGGGAGAGUGCGACAUUCUCAUAUGGAAUAUUCUUCGCUUGUACGAGAAAGCUACGGGUUCUGUAAGUAAAAUGCUUUCGUGGGAGAGCUUUGUUGAUGAAGUAUUGACUCAUGGACAUUUUCCUUUCCAGCACGACAUCACGCUGGGCAUGUUAAGAUGGAAAGGCGUGGAACUGAUGGAGUCGGUGAAACGACCUUUAGACUGGCUGCCGAACGCCUUGGAAUUGAGCAGGAUCAGGAUUACGUUGAAAUUGUACCCGUCUUCUAAAAUUGAAACCAAUCCAAAAUACCUCACCGCCGCCGAUGCAAGGAGUUCGCUAGAGAAAGUGAGCAGCCUCACUCAAUGUGUUGAAUCGGAAUUACCGGAAGCCUAUGUAAGAGAAGAUCACGAUAGGAUAAUAGAAUUACAGGAUGCGUACAUGCCGAGUUUUUUGCUUCCUUUGGUCUUUGGCUGCCUGGAAGAGGCUCUGGAUGAGCUAGCUGAGGGAAGUUCAGAGAUUUCAAGCGCUUACGCUGCUCAGCGCUUAUGCGAAAACGGAGGACUCGCCCUAGUCCUUGCCUCGCUUUGUAGCGAAUGCCGCUAUUUACGAGGAAUUGCCUUUUCUGCAUUGUUUUCUUUUAAGACGAUCAUCGUUUCUUCAAGCGCUCGACAGCUCUCUACAUGGCGUGAUCGCCCCCAAAUUGCAAUGCUGUUGAACUGUGUGCACAAGGCCCUGGCCUUAAAAAGUGAAGGUCGCAACGGUGGAACGAACGAAACCGUGCAGCUUCCCGGCUCAGUUUCUAUUUUUCUUGCGAAAGCCUCUCUAAUAUUGAUGAGACCUGGUGACGACCUAUUCCCAGCAGUGAAUCGGUAUUUCUUGAAAGUUGAAACUAACGGUGGUGCAUUUCAGGACCUUGCUAGACUUCCGAUGUUUAUGUCAACUUUUUGCUCCGCUGCUGAAGACUACCUUCAGGCAGAGAAAGAACGUCUCUGGUCAAUGGAACUCUUACUAGACGGAUUCACGGAUUCACGGAGCUUCCGCACGUUGAUCGCGUGUCAUGCACCCGAACUCCUACUCACUUCUGCAAAUUUAUUUUGCGAUUGCCAAAAUGUUGAGCGCGACAAAGAAGUGAUGCUUCUUUUCCAAGUGUUGCUCAGAAUUCUUGACCGCGGAGGGGAAAGGGCCGAGAGCCACUUGAUCUGCAAACUUGGAAUAUUUUCUUGGCUGCAGUCGCUACUCUUGUCCAAAAAAACGCUUGACGUGCUCAGCAUUCAACCAAGAACGAUCUUUCUUACUCUUGUUGAGACAGUAGCUGCGAAAGCCAGAGGGAUUCUCGGAUCGAUAGACUUUGCUUUCCUUCGAAAUGGUUUUGUGCAGCCUAUUUUGUCGUUUUGCCUGGACUCCCAAUCAUUGGUAACCAACGGUGUGGCAACCACUCUCGAGUUUGAGGACAUGCUUGUAUCUUCCUUGUCGUUACUUCACAAGUUGACUCUGGACGAAGUUUCGAAAUACCCUGGUAUACAAGCACUCUACUUGCACGCCCACGGUCCAAGCCUAGCCCUAUCACGUAUGUACUUGGACUUGUUUAAGCAUUCAGAGAAAAGGCCGAGCUGCAUCUUAGUACUUUGUCAGCUACCCGUCUCUUCAGUCCAUUUGGAUGAGAGCGAUGUUUUAUCAUUUUGCCACGAAAUGUUGUCGGUGCUUGGAAAAUGCUCCUUCAAUGGUAAACAAAUUGUACUGAAACGAGUGGCUCUGUUCUCAGCUGUCGCGAAUGAAGUCAUUUGUAAGGACGCGUCUUUUAUUCAGCAUUUGCUUUCUGUGAGACAAGCUUGUGCAAACAACAUAGUUGCCGAGAAGUUAUGGAGCGAGUGCCUUGCUUCGGUUAUGUCAUCUUGCAAAAUCAGUGACCCAACUAUCACAUUGGCGAGGCAAAUUCUCUCAAGUCUCUCUCACUCCUAAACAGCUUCGAAACUUUGCACUUGGGUGUUCACCAUACGCGAGGAAAUAUGAUCAGCUGUAUGAAGAAACUUAUUUACAGACAAGUGCUCUUAACGAAGGAUGCAUUGUCCCGAGCAAAGGAAUUGUGCUACGUGGUAUUUUCUGUCAUAAUAAUCCUCCGCUCGGCAUGUCAAAAGCGACAAAGCAGAAAUUCUAGCUGAUUUGCUGAAUGACAAGACAGCCUACAGGGAGAUGCUUUAGCACAACACAGCGCAGUUUGGGGCCGAAUACUUUAAUUUCCUCCUUAUUGAUAGCUAACAGUAAAGGACAAUGACCAUUGUAUU
Messenger RNA from Phaeodactylum tricornutum CCAP 1055/1, 8756 nucleotides. RefSeq lists its product with no specific name. The transcript is spliced from 7 exons. NCBI's taxonomy places the organism in Eukaryota, Bacillariophyta, Bacillariophyceae, Surirellales, Neidiaceae. The record is from RefSeq and is a predicted model, not a curated record. Gene Ontology annotation, cellular component: membrane. The coding region runs from base 37 to 8433 and encodes 2798 amino acids.